Diabrotica balteata is the source of this 258-nucleotide messenger RNA. Lineage: Eukaryota; Metazoa; Arthropoda; Insecta; Coleoptera; Chrysomelidae. The record is from the annotation of a GenBank genome assembly.
AUGCACCUUUUAGCAGAACGAAACAAGAAAGCGAUAGCUAGAGAAUUGAAGUUAUAUAAGGACAAGAUUGCAGCCAUGACGUCAGAAAUAGACGACGUUAAGAGCGAUCAACAAAUGGGUCAAGAUGCAAAAUCGAUAUUGGAAGCUAGAAUGAAAGAGCUGGAGGAGCAGUUGGCGGAGUUGCAGUACAAAAUUCUAGCUAAACUCCAGAAGAAGCCAAUGCAAAAGUUUUGUUCAUCUCUCGCAAAACUUCUUUAG